This is a messenger RNA of Pogona vitticeps (central bearded dragon), 693 nucleotides long. The record is from RefSeq and is a predicted model, not a curated record. NCBI's taxonomy places the organism in Eukaryota, Metazoa, Chordata, Lepidosauria, Squamata, Agamidae.
AUGAGUGACUUUGACGAUUGCGGCAGCCACGGGGCCUCCAACAUGUACCUCCCCGGGUGUGCUGCUGCUGCUGCUGCCGCCGCCGCCGCCUAUUACGUCUCUCCCUCGGAUUUCUCCAGCAAGCCCUCGUUCCUCUCCCAGUCGCCUUCCUGUCAAAUGGCUUUCCCCUAUGGCUCCAAUCUGCCGCCCCAUGUGCAACCGGUGCGCGAAAUGGAACGGAACGGGAUCCUCCCUCAAGGCUUCGACCAGUUUUACGAGGCGGGCCACGGCGGCACCCCCUACCCGGAGCAGCCCGAGCAGCCUCCGGGGGACAAGGGCGACCUCAAGCCACCCCCCAGCAGCGGCAGCGUCUGCAGCAAAAGCUCGCCCCUGCCCGGUCAGGACAAGAAAGUGACCCGCGAGGGCAGCGCGGAGUCCCCUGCGGAGGAGGCCGGCCCGGAGAAGAGCCACCGCGCAGCCGUUCCUCAGAGGUCCCGGAAAAAGAGAUGCCCUUACACCAAGUACCAGAUUAGAGAACUGGAACGGGAGUUUUUCUUCAACGUGUAUAUAAACAAAGAGAAAAGACUCCAGUUGUCUAGGAUGCUGAAUCUAACGGAUCGACAAGUUAAAAUAUGGUUCCAAAAUCGAAGGAUGAAAGAAAAGAAACUGAACAGAGAUCGCUUGCAAUACUUCACGGGGAACCCCUUGUUUUGA